Molecule: messenger RNA, 777 nt
Organism: Xenopus tropicalis (tropical clawed frog)
Lineage: Eukaryota; Metazoa; Chordata; Amphibia; Anura; Pipidae
Product: putative ribose/galactose/methyl galactoside import ATP-binding protein 1
Exons: 1
Coding region: 1-777 (258 amino acids)
Biological process (GO): transmembrane transport
Cellular component (GO): plasma membrane
Molecular function (GO): ATP hydrolysis activity; nucleotide binding; ATP binding
Source: RefSeq, a predicted model, not a curated record
AUGAGUGCGCCAGACAUUCCCCUGGUGUCCCUGCACGGCAUCAGCAAGUCCUUUGGCGGUGUACAUGCCGUCGAAGGUGUGAGCCUGGCCGUGCAUGCGGGCGAAGUACUGGCCUUGCUGGGCCACAACGGCGCGGGCAAAUCCACGCUGAUGAAAAUGCUGGCCGGGGCCUACCCCAUUGAUGCAGGAGAAAUCCGGCUCAUGGGCCAGACGUGCGAGAUUCGCUCGCCGGUGGAUGCGCAGGCCCUGGGCAUCGAAACCAUCCACCAAACCCUGGCCCUGGCCGACAACCUGGACGCGAUCGCCAAUUUGUUCCUGGGCCGGGAAAUGCUCACCCGCUACGGCACGCUGGACGACUACGCGAUGGAAACCGCCGCGCGGGCGGUAUUCAAGCGCCUGAACCCCCAUUUCCAGAACAUCCACGUGCCAGUGCGUUCUUUGUCGGGCGGUCAGCGGCAAAUCGUGGCCAUUUCACGGGCGCUGCAUUUCAACGCCAAGGUCUUGAUCAUGGACGAGCCCUGCGCCGCCCUGGGGCCGGAGGAAACGCGCAUGGUGCAAGACCUGGUGCGCACACUCAAGGCCCAGGGCGUGGGCAUUGUGCUGAUCUCGCACGACAUGUCCGACGUGUUUGCACUGAGCGACCGGCUGUGCGUCAUGAAAAACGGCCGCACCGUGGGCACCUAUGCCACCGCGCAGGUAGACGAAGACGCGGUGCUGGGCAUGAUCAUCGCCGGCCGCCAGCCCGCCGGCAUCCAUCCGUGCGAGCGCAUGCCCUGA